AUGGUCAUUCACAACGGAACCCCUGCCAUCCUCUCCUAUUUGCUAGACGUGUUCGUCCGGCCCCUCGAGGGGCUAUUCUACCACGCAGACCUUUGCGCGGCCUACCACAUCUUCGGCGCCGCCUUCAUCUACCUCACCACCUGGCUCAAAGCCGUAGUCAAGACCACGCGCCUACAGCACAGGCCCCAAGAAAUCCGCAACGUUGCUGACCUGUUCAGAAGCCUAGGCACCUGUAACCAAAUCCUCGUCAGGGGCUAUCUCGGCGGCUGCUUCCUUCUGCCGAACUUCGUGGGCCCCAUCUGGGUCUGCUGGGUCGUCAACGCAGACAACGCGUUUCUCGAUAGCCUCGCCCAUUUGUAUGGCUUCGCCAUCGGUCUACUACAUAUGCCACUGCUGGUGAGUCUGGCGAUCAACCUCGUCAUCUCAUUCGUGUUUGGUCUUCUCCGCCGGCUGGUCGAAAGCACCUCGCGCUUUGUGUGGAAGGCGUGCAAGGGCAUCCCUCACGACCCCGCGGCCGCGGCGCAGAGGAGCCUCGCUGCGCUGCAUGGCUGGCUCGAGCGCCUCCCGGAGAGAAUAGUAGACAGGAUUGAUCGGAAACUUCUCAGGACCGAGUGGGCUUUCAUGCAGCUGGUCACUGCCUUCGUCAUCGCUGCUUGUAUGAGCAUGCUCUACACCAUGAUUGUCGAUCUCUACAGGCCAUAUCUGUAG
Colletotrichum spaethianum is the source of this 708-nucleotide messenger RNA. RefSeq lists its product as uncharacterized. The transcript has a single exon. The record is from RefSeq and is a predicted model, not a curated record. The coding region runs from base 1 to 708 and encodes 235 amino acids. Lineage: Eukaryota; Fungi; Ascomycota; Sordariomycetes; Glomerellales; Glomerellaceae.